AUGGAGGUGGCACGGGAUCGCGUGGGAUCGCUGCUGCGAUCUUUCAUAUCCAUGGGAGCAUCUGUAGGAGCAGUAACAAAACAGACCCUGUUCCCUCCUCUCAUGCCUGCAGGACGCCCUUUCCGUGUGUCCAAUGCCUCCCGAAGCAGCCGGAAAGGAAUUGUUGCAAGCAGCCUGCAAGAGCUCCUCAGCAAGACUUUAGAUGCCUUUGUUAUAACUGCUGGAAUAGUUACUCUGGUUUUGGAGGAAGAUGGCACAGUUGUGGACACAGAAGAGUUCUUCAAGUCUCUGGAUGAUAAUACCCACUUCAUGGUUCUAGAAAAUGGGCAGAAAUGGACACCAACAAAAAAUGGAGUUGUUGCUGUGAGAAAAAAAAAGAAAAUGGGAGUAGCUAACAUCACAUUUGAUCUGUACAAACUGAACCCCAAGGAUUUUAUUGGCUGCUUAAACAUCAAGGCAACCUUCUAUGAGAUCUACUCUAUCUCGUAUGACAUCAAAUGCAUGGGAGCAAAAAGUGUAUUGCGGAAAGUGCUGCAGCUAAUGUCCCAUGCAGCACAGAUAACUGGGCAGUUUCUUCUCUACACUGGAACGUAUAUGUUGCAGUUGAUGGGAGAAUAUGAUGAAGAUGACAUGUGCACAAGAUCCAGGCGGGAAUAUUGACCACAGCUGCAAUUCUGAUGUCGCAUCCUUUUGCUUAAAGACAUUCUCUUGCCCAGUUCUGAUUGUAAUAAAGUUACAGUAGGGGGAUGUGCACUAAUGUGAACUAACAUUUUUCCUGUUUGGGAGUGCUUUUAGGCCUUAGUCGUGAAGUGUUGGAUGUUCACAGGCUCUUAACACCACAAAGAGAUGGGUGCCUGAUGCCUGAGAAUCUGGCAAAAGGAGAGAGGGAAGGUUUUUACCCCAGCAAUUCAAAAUGGAGAAUAAGGAUACUUGGAAAUUUGCAUGCUUUCCAACCAGUGGAACACUUUUUUUCACCAAACAAGACAUUGUUUUGUUCUUUUGGGUUUUUUGGUGUUUGUUUCUCAUGGCUACCUACUUGCAUUCUGAGCAGACUGGGCUGUAAGAUGAGAGCAAGAGGACUGUGGCGUUUGUUCAUGUGUUUCAGUCCUUAACAGUGCUGGCAUUAGUGUGAAACUGGCUUUGAGAUGAAGUGUACCUAUUUACUCCUGCUGAUAAAAAACUACAUAGUAUAACUUCAGUCCUACUUCAGUGACUGACUCUUCUCAUGAAGUCUAACUGGAGAUUGUGCAACUAAUAAGUAGAAGGUUAAGAUUUAGCCUUACUUCCCUUAAAGCAAAUUAAACUUUCAUUAUAGUUAUUUAUUUUUUUUUUUCAAAUCUUCAGGACAUUCAGGUUAUUACAGCUCACACAGUUGAAGAGCCUGAUGAAUUUUUUUAAUGAAUCUGCUGUCCGGUGCUGCCUGAGCAUUCAACCUGCCAUGAUUUCGUGAAUAUGACUUAUAAGCAGCGUGCUGAAGAUUUUUCUGGGGUUAAACCACCACUUCUGUAGCUUUUACUGUUACAAGAUGACACUAGGUGUCAAGUUAGGCUUGAGGUACAUGUAAGAGAUACUGGGUAUUCUGUUGCCCUGGAUUUCAGGGGAGAGCAGCAGGACACUAUCUAGUCUUGCAUAAUACACAUGAAAGCUCUAAAGUUAAUAAUUGUAGUCUCCCAAGACAUGCUGUAUUAAAGGACAAAGUAAUGUUUCCUGCAGUUUACUGAACUGUUGCUAUGCCUAGCUUUCAGCCAUGUGAAAAAUUCCUCGACAGUGUGAAAAAUUGGACAACAGGUAGCCUUAGGCAUCUUGUGUCAAAAUGCAAACUCACAUUUGAAGGUGAAGGAAAAAAAGUCCAAUUUUGGUUGUUCACAGGUGUAACUUUUGAGGAGGUUUUUGUUUGCUUGCACAUGAAGAAUUUUAGGAAGGCUGAAAGCUGCCAAGGGAACAUCAGAUGCAGAAAAUGUUUCUUCUUCUAAUAGGAGAAGUUCUGGUGCAGAGUGAACAAGGGGGGCAGGGGACGAAAUCAAUGGGAGCAAUAGGGAAAAGACCACUAUGGACCCCACAGUGCUUGCUGUGCCACUGAGACAGGAAUCCAUUAACUGUGUGCACCAACUGCACUGACCUGACCUGCUGCAAGAGAAGCAGAAAGGUGGGAAAGAUGAAGUAUUGUGGUUGGUGGUGUCUAUUCUGUCCUCUUAGCUGGGUCUGUUCACUGAUACAUGGGGAAAUUGCUCUUGCUUUUAGCUGCAAAUCUCACCUUCAUGUGCUUAUUUUUGCCUUCCCAUUAUGAGUGUGGCUAUGCCAGCUGGAGCUGCAUCUCUCAAAUCACUGUUGAGAGGAAAGGCAGCCUAAAACCAAGUGCUAAAGGGACUGAUGGACACAAGUUUGGGUCGGUCUCUGCCCAUCUCUUAAGUAAUGGUAUUACAAAUAAAUAGACAGCUAAGAUAAACCUUGUUGUCUUCUCCUAAUUCCUGUUUCCCAUCUGCUUCUGAGUGUUUGCUGGAGGAGGUGGAGGGCAUACUGCUCCGGAUAAGGGGAGGACUUGUUCUUUCCUAACUUCUCACAGGGGAGAAUGCCUGGGGCAUGCAGCACUGUCAGGUGUCCUUCAGAAGAAAACAAUAAACUGUUCUGGGAGUAAUGAGAAAGCUUCCAUUUUGAUAUAAUCUCCGUAUGUUUUAUCUGUAUUUUUCUUGACACCCCCUGCAUAAAUGGCUGCUACCAUGUUAAUCGUUGGCCAAAGUGUUUCUUUCCUUGUCAAGGAAUUGCAUAACUGACUUUACAAGGACGUGGUAAUUUUUUCAGCCUCUAAGGACCACUUAUUCUAUUGAAAGGAGCACACCUCUUGAAAACAAAUUCCCUAAAAUCCUUCUAUGAAUAUUUAUGUUUCCUAUGGUGGGAGCACCAGGAUUAAAAAAAAGGUAAAACAACUAGAGUAGCUCAUUAUUGCCUUGAGUUACUUCUUCAACAUCUGCAGUACAAAAGCUUUAGCAUGUCUGAACUGUGCAGAUCUCAAAUUCCAGCCUUCUCUAGCCAGAGGCAAUUGUUAGAGGACUAACACUCCAUAGUUUACGGUGGCAUUAUCUGGAAAUCUAGGAGUGAUCUGAAAAACUAACCUGCUAUGAAUGUGCAAUGUUUUUAAGCAGCUGCUCCUUCAACAGCUUAACACUUCGAACUUGAGCUGCUGAAGUUCCCGUGUGCAGCAGUCUCCAUCUUGGAGCAAUUCCCUCUGUUCAGCUGUUUGCAUUUUGAAUUAAAGUAGCUCAGCUUUGGUGUUUUCUUGAAGUUGUGUCUAAAACUGUUUAAUUGCUUCUGAACCUGGAUCUUUCACAGGCUUAGUAUUUGGAGGUCAUAUUUGCUAGUGUAUUUUCUUUCUGGUAAUAAAGUUUUGGCUUUGAGUCAAACUGGAGGAGUUUGUCAUUCUCUGGGUUGGAACCAGUUUUGUGGGGUUUUUUGGUUGUUUUUUUCUUUUUUUACUCACUGCUUAGGAAGUAUAUAUAUCAUAUGCAGCAAAGAAAAACUUUUGCAUUAUCUACCUUUCUACUUUUUAGAAAAUGAUACACAAGUGCUGUACAAUAUCUAGCAAGACAGAAGAAAACUAAAAUCACAGGCUCUUAACUGCAGGAAUGUGGAGAAGCAGCUAGAUAUUUUUUUUUUUCAUUUUUAGCUUUAGUUUUAUUUCCUAUAAACUCAGUUAACCUGCACUUGUUGCUGUUGCAGACAAGGCUGGGAACAAAGACAUGCAGAAGGUGUGAAACAUGCUUGCUGCCUCCCUGUUUGCACAGACCCUUUUUCCCUGUUGCUUUGCAUCACUUGCUAACAAUGCACCAAGUCCUACUCUCUGGUUACCAAAAAAGGAAUUUUCACUGAAGUAAGAGACCUUGUUGACUCAGGCACUGCUCAUGUUCUGCAGACAGAGAAAAGUUGCUUUCUUCACUGCCAGAAUGAAGACUCUAGUAGCUUUUGUGUGUGUGCAGUUUAUCAUUACUUCAUUUCCUUCCUUUCAUAAAACCAUGAAAGUU
Molecule: messenger RNA, 4016 nt
Organism: Cinclus cinclus
Lineage: Eukaryota; Metazoa; Chordata; Aves; Passeriformes; Cinclidae
Gene: CIDEA
Product: cell death inducing DFFA like effector a
Exons: 5
Coding region: 1-660 (219 amino acids)
Biological process (GO): apoptotic process; regulation of apoptotic process; lipid storage
Cellular component (GO): lipid droplet
Source: RefSeq, a predicted model, not a curated record